Molecule: messenger RNA, 3150 nt
Organism: Cladophialophora immunda
Lineage: Eukaryota; Fungi; Ascomycota; Eurotiomycetes; Chaetothyriales; Herpotrichiellaceae
Exons: 1
Coding region: 56-523 (155 amino acids)
Source: RefSeq, a predicted model, not a curated record
AAACAAGUGUGGUCUGCGGUUCAAGGUUGAGUGAGGUAAGUGCUCCCAUGGAGCAAUGAUUGACACAGUCUGUUUCUGCACUGACCCUCUGCUGUUGUUGCUACUGCCGAUUUACUCACAGGACGUCGUCUUUGCCGCACGUUCCAGCGCCCGUGAACAAACUCCUCCCCUCUCAUUCCCAUCCACCACUCCUCACCGCGCCAGUGGCGAGCGACACUCUCGCCCCUUCUCCGGGACAAAUAAUAUCGCCGGCAAUGUUUUCCCUUGUGUGGUUAGGACGUUGGCAUUCGCUCUCCGGCGGACAUUACACGCGGGCAGAUCACGCCUCGAUCUAGGAUUUUCAUGCCUCAGCCUCCUCAAGAUCGUCCAAGCACCACCGUGCAUCCUGUUCCUCCUGAAUGUGCAAGAGAAGCCAUCGGCGACGUCAACGAUCGAAUCCGCCGCUCGAUAUGUCUGUGGCCUGACAGGAUGUCCGAAACCCGAGGAUUCGUGCAUGGGCGCAUUUCUAUACCUGCUUGGGUGAAUGCUACGACACGUCAAGUUGCCACUUCUCUUCCGCUGUCAGCGUAACACGCGGACCGGCACAGACUUGCUCGUAGGGACCACGAGCGUCUUGCCAGAUGUACUCGGUAUUAUCAGAAACGCCCCCCUCCUCGUGUAAUCGAUGGUCACCGUCCCAUACCCGGUGUGGGGACAAUGGUAUGCUACACUGUCUACCUCUUCCGACGACUCUGCUGAAAUCGCUGCUCUUGGCGAUUAAUCAACGCGAGGUAGCGGUCAAUGGACCCCCCAACGAUGCCCCCAGAGUACUGGGUCGUCAACUGAUUUCGCCAAAACUCGCACUACCCUCAGCCCUGUCCCGGGCCCAUGGUCCUUCAUGCCCAUACCUGGCGCCCCAUUCCUGAUCCUUCAGACUAUGCGCCACAGCUUUGUGGCUGAUCGUCGUGCCAUAAAGGAGAACAGCAACAAAGGAUCGUGUCAGUACGUCUGUAUACGAUGGGGCUGCUGAGGCGCGUCCAAGCAACGGACCUCAUCCUUCUGGCUUGGCGGCUCGUGAGACCUCUGCUUGCAGUAUUAUCAAUCCCAGCUGUCGAGAUUAAGCUCAGGAAAGUGAGAGUUUCCCUCCUGGACAGUGACCAACAUGUUUAGUCAUUCCUGGCAUGAUGUUUUACCUGCACAUCUGGCUCCAUCCAACUCCAUCACGCUCCACUAGAGAAGAGUCGAUCCCUGUCCGAACUCGAUCCUUCGCUUCAGGUUUGACCCCAAAUUCUCACGCGUUUCCCAUCUCUCGUCUUUUCCCCGACCGAGUCAUUCGCGUUUUGCCCUGACUUCGCCCCAAACCAAGCGCUUCCAAAGAUCGUGCGGACCUUUUGUUCAGCUGGGCGUGAAUGGCCGGGAUUGGGACCCUUCGAUGCAUCACACGCCGGGUGCGUGACUAACGGCUUGACUUUACAUGUUGUAUUACGACCAUGCUGGAGCAAAAUGUGGAUCGAAUUGAAAUGAAGACUCUUAGCAGAUCAGCAUGCCUUGCGUCGGUCAGGUUGUUCAUCAUCCACCUUAUUGCGAAGUGCUUACGAGAAUGGCCCAGCCAGCCAGAAUCACGAGGCCCUCACCUGCUGCGCUCCACAGACUUUGCCGUGUGGAAAUAUUUCCACAAUACCUGCGAGCAGUUCUCGGUCCAGACUGUCCCGAGAGCCUAGCAAAAUCGAGCAGGAAUUUCCAGAUUGGUGUCCUUGGGAAUGUUAUGCAAUAAAAGUCUCGUUACAAUGGAGACGUCCACCAUCUUGCGAAGAGGCGCUCUUGUUCACCGGUAUUCCAACCUCCCUGCCGUCGGCUAGCUCCAUCUGAAAGUACAUGCUUUGGGCUCGAUCCUGUAGCAGAUGGACCGACAAUCGGUGUAUCCAAAGUACCUUUGACAUCUGACAUCGACACCAUGAUGGUGGUUCUUCAGUUUCGCGUCCCUUUCCCGCCUUUGAGCCCCUGAGACUUGCACCAUGGCAGGGCUGCCUUGAUCCCACGACUAUAUUCUUAGCACUCCGUGGAAUGGAGUUGGGCUCUCCGAACUGUCGCAGAACGAUCAUCAUCUCCAUCGAUUUCUCUCGACUAACAAGCUCUAAAGGAGCUGAGAGGAGAUCCCUGGCGGAUAUGUCUUGGCCCAUUUCCCCCCCGACUGUAUUCGUACAACUAACCCAAGCACGACUCCACAAGGGGCCGAAAGAUUUCCCUUUCAAGGUCCCAUCGGACGCACUUCCAUUCGUCCAGUCGACUGCACGGCUCGCGUCCACGAACGGCCCUUGCAAUACCAGUGGAGCAGCAGGACUAUUGAAGACGAGCUGAAAAUCUGACCUUGUCCAAUAUCAAGCUCGAGAACUUUCCACCAUUAUCAGGGAAAACCAUUUCCCCUUUUUAGCAUGUACCAUACUCCUCUGAGAGUGUUGCGCAGUUGCUCCACAUGCAAGAGCAGUCGUGUAUGCUUGUGAAAACCUUAGCAUGCCGUUAAAACACGCAUUGUGUGUCAAGUUUUUUUUGUUCGGCGUCUACCAAAAUCUCACGGUCGAGCUUCACGACGUCUCCUCUGGACCAGGGGCGUUUAGGAAGCGGGGAUUUUCACAAUGUGUCAUAUAUUACAUACCAGACAAGCCACAGGCACGGCGUCCAGGUUCUUUGUGGCUAAAACGGUCCGGAUGAGGCCAUUUCAUUGACGACCACCCUUCCAGCAGUGGGCGGCAAAUGCGAAGAAUGGUGCGAGAGAUAGGGCUUGAGAAUUACAUUCGCUUGAGAGGAGGAUUCUUGCACUGCUUCGUGCUCCUUCCCUCGCAGAGAGGGUGAUUUCCACGGCGACAUUCCCUUGGGUCGAGCCAUCGAAGCGGAUGAACUCGACAAUAGAUGUACUUGGGAACUUCAAAAUCACUCCACGGGGUAAUAAGGUCAAGCCGUGAUUGCAGAGUGCUUUGGUCAAGUUCCCCUAAGGUGUAGGGUCGCUUUUGGAAAGGGUAGCACUACAGUCUGGAGAACAGGUGCCGUCAAGGAGACAGAAGUUACCACCAAGGACGUUUGAUCCUCAGUUGCAGCUGUCUCUUCCUGGGAAUAUUCGCCUAAUUCGCAUAUGUACCAGCCGAGAUGAUCCCUUCCACAGCUUCCUCUUCGUUU